GGGAGGACGCUGUCUGAUUAUAACAUUCAGAAAGAGUCAACCCUUCACUUGGUGCUGCGCCUGAGAGGCGGCAUGCAAAUCUUUGUGAAGACUCUGACUGGCAAGACGAUCACUCUUGAUGUUGAGCCAUCAGACACUAUCGAGAACGUGAAGGCAAAGAUUCAGGACAAGGAGGGAAUUCCUCCUGAUCAGCAGCGUCUUAUUUUUGCCGGCAAGCAGCUGGAAGAUGGGAGGACGCUGUCUGAUUAUAACAUUCAGAAAGAGUCAACCCUUCACUUGGUGCUGCGCUUGAGAGGUGGCUGCUGA
This is a messenger RNA of Eimeria acervulina, 306 nucleotides long. RefSeq names its product polyubiquitin, putative. The record is from RefSeq and is a predicted model, not a curated record. Gene Ontology annotation, biological process: protein ubiquitination; modification-dependent protein catabolic process. Gene Ontology annotation, molecular function: ubiquitin protein ligase binding; protein tag activity. Gene Ontology annotation, cellular component: cytoplasm; nucleus. The transcript has a single exon. The annotation marks the transcript as partial. Lineage: Eukaryota; Apicomplexa; Conoidasida; Eucoccidiorida; Eimeriidae.